Molecule: messenger RNA, 758 nt
Organism: Thamnophis sirtalis
Lineage: Eukaryota; Metazoa; Chordata; Lepidosauria; Squamata; Natricidae
Source: RefSeq, a predicted model, not a curated record
UGCCAAAUACAUGGAAUAUUAUGAACCUAGAGAUCUGAAAGCUUUCUCUGCUGAGCCAUUGCUGAUCUAUCCAACACAUUACACUGGACAAGCAGGCUACCUCAGUGACACAGAGACAUCCACCAUCUGGGACAACGAGACUGUGGCCACUGAUUGGGACCGGACACUGUCCCGGAAAUCACGGCAACAGGGCCAGAUCCAUAAAGACGCCCAGAACAAGAAUGCCUUGCCACCUGGACCUUCCCUUGAGGUGUCAUCCACCAGAGAUGAGCUAUGAUUGAUAACUGGAUCAGCGUCAAGUUACUGGAAACAUCAGUGGGACUUCUAGAACUUCCAGAGAUAUUGACACGCUAUCUUACUUGGCAAAAUAGUUUGAUAUGACUUCCUUGAAGGCGUUUGUCUCAUUUUUUCAGGGUGCUUGGAUGAACCUGACUGAAUCAAAGGUAGUAUAUAUUUUUUUAAAAGAAAUUAUUGAAAGGAGCCCUGGUUUUUGGCUGAUUGGCUUGUACUAAAGGAAAUUAUAUGGAGCUGCUGGAAAACUCUAGAAGGAAAUGAGGUUAUACUCAGGACAAAGAUUCCUUAAGCAAUGCCUUUCUACAAUUCUUGGUGUAGAAUUAUUGUAUUUAUAAAAAGUAAUAUAUACAAGAAUUGGGAAGGGUCUGCCAUUAUUUUUCCACGUUGAUUAUUGGUCUGUUGUCUGCUGCAUUGCCUGAAUUCUUGCUGGUUCUGAUUUUGUGAAGUCAUAUUCUGAAGCAGAA